AUGGCGCAAGAUGGUAGAGUAUUUGCCCACUCUGCGCGUCCUCAACCAGUGCGGUAUUAUCCGCCCCCCGAUGGGAUUCCUCUACCAGAUACCUUGAAUUCUGUAUGUCACGGUGCUCUAUCUGAAGACCUCAUCUACUCUAUGGAACCUCCAUUCCAAGAGGAUCGCAAAGCAGAACUUGCCGUGGAUGAUCUUGGCUGA
This is a messenger RNA of Penicillium pulvis, 201 nucleotides long. RefSeq lists its product as uncharacterized. The coding region runs from base 1 to 201 and encodes 66 amino acids. The record is from RefSeq and is a predicted model, not a curated record. Lineage: Eukaryota; Fungi; Ascomycota; Eurotiomycetes; Eurotiales; Aspergillaceae. The transcript has a single exon.